CUUCCACUUCCUCUCUCUCUUAUUCACUCUCUCUAUCUCAUCGAACUCAUUUCUCUUCAUCAAAUUCGCUGGAGACCUCCAAAUGCCGCUCUUCUCCUCCAACACCGAAUCCGCCAUGUCUGCUUUUAGGUCGCGCUUUGGCUAUGGCCAAAUUCACCACCCUGACUUGGCCGAAUCGGCAACCCCCGUCAUGAAGAACUCCGCCAGCACUCCAGAUCUGACUCUCAGAUCAGCUCGCAGAGAUAAUUAUGUAUCCGAAGAUGGCGAAACCACCUCGGCCGCCCCCGCUACUGCACGCAGUUUCGAGUUCGGUCUCGACCCUAAUUUUUGGAAGGACCACAAUGUUCAGGUUAUUAUUCGGUUACGGCCUUUGAGCAGCUCCGAGAUAUCUGUUCAAGGCUCUAACAGAUGUGUUAGGCAGGAUAGCUCCCAGACAAUUACGUGGACGGGACAUCCAGAAUCCCGAUUUACGUUUGAUAUCGUUGCAGAUGAAAGUGUUAGCCAGGAAAUGCUGUUUAAAGUUGCUGGGAUUCCAAUGGUGGAAAAUUGCAUGCUAGGAUAUAACAGCUGCAUGUUUGCUUAUGGACAAACUGGAAGUGGCAAAACUCAUACAAUGCUGGGAGACAUUGAGGGAGGAACUAGGAGACACAGUGUUAACUGUGGGAUGACACCGAGAGUUUUUGAGUACUUGUUCUCCAGGAUUCAAAAGGAUAAAGAUGCUCGAAGGGAGGAAAAAAUAAAAUUUACUUGUAGAUGUUCCUUCAUAGAAAUCUACAACGAACAGAUUCUUGAUCUUUUGGAUCCCUUAUCUUCUAAUUUACAGAUAAGAGAAGACACUCAUAAAGGUAUCUACGUAGAAAAUGUCACUGAGGUAGAAGUCACGAGUGCUCGUGAUGUUAUCCAACAACUCAUUCAGGGUUCAGUCAACAGAAAGGUAGCUGCAACAAACAUGAACCAUGCUAGUAGUCGUUCUCAUAGUGUAUUCACAUGCGCCAUAGAGAGUAAGUGGGAGUCUGAGGGGGUGACUCAUCACCGGUUUGCACGUCUUAAUCUUGUGGAUUUAGCCGGAUCUGAAAGGCAAAAGAGCUCUGGUGCAGAAGGUGAACGUUUGAAGGAAGCUACUAAUAUCAACAAGUCUCUUUCUACUUUAGGACUCGUGAUAAUGAAUCUCGUGAGCAUAUCCAAUGGGAGGACACCUCAUGUUCCUUACAGGGAUUCCAAGCUCACUUUUUUGCUUCAGGAUUCUCUUGGGGGAAAUGCAAAGACAAUAAUCAUUGCAAACAUUAGUCCCUCGACUAGCUGCUCGCUAGAAACUUUGAGCACAUUAAAGUUUGCCCAACGUGCCAAAUUUAUAAAAAAUCAUGCUAUUGUUAAUGAAGAUGCUUCUGGUGAUGUGCUGGCUCUUAGGAUUGAAAACCAAAACCUCAAGAAAGAAGUAUCUCGUUUGAGGGGCCUAGUAAAUGGUGGAGCUGAAAGCCACGAUGGAGAUGCUCUAUCAAUAACAUUUCCAGGAUCUCCAGGAACCUUUAAAUGGGAUGGGCAACAAGGAUUUUCCAGUCCAAUUGUAUCACAGAAAAAGAUGUCACAUAAAAAGGAGUAUGAAGUUGCUCUUGUUGGAGCUCUUCAGAGGGAAAUUGACAAGGACACUGCGCUGCAGUCCUUGGCAGAAGAAAAUCAAGCAGCUCUGCAGCUGGCCAAACAAAGAGAAGAUGAGGUUCAAGGUCUGAAGAUGAGAUUGAAAUUUCGAGAAGCUCAAAUAAAGAGACUAGAAUCUGUUGCUUCUGGAAAGAUAUCGGCUGAGACUCACUUGCUCAAAGAAAGAGAAGAGCAUUUAAAGGUAAUAGAGGUCUUGCAUGCUCAGGUAGACCGUAACCAGGAGGUAACAAGAUUUGCUAUGGAGAAUCUGCGACUGAAAGAAGAGAUCAGAAGACUAAAGUUAUUUUGUGAGGAAGGUGAACGGGAAAGACUUCAUGAACAGAUUACAGUACUAGAGAAAGAGCUACGAGAAGCUCUUGAUUGGAAACUUAUGCAUGAGUCGGAUUGCACUAACAGUCAGAACGAAAUCAAUGAUUCAGUAUUGGGCACUCCCAAUGCUAAUAACUUUUUGACUUCCAAUAAGGAAUCAGCAUCACCCUGGCGCACAUCAAUGAGUGAAGAGAAUGAGUUCUUGCGCAUGCAGGCCAUUCAAAACCAAUCAGAGAUUGACGGACUUCACCGAAAAAUUGACUACCUUGUUGGUGAGAAAGAAAAGUUAGAAAGGAAUGUUGAUGAGUUGGUUAAAGAGCUCAAGGCCGAGCAAUUGUCAAAAGAAGCCAUAGUAGCUGAGGCACAGAAACAAGAACCUAGAGUUCCUUCUCUCGUGAAUGUGGGUGUAAGUGAUCAAAUAGAACUAAAAACUAUGGUUGAUGCCAUUGGAGCAGCCAGCGAAAGAGAAGCAGAAGCACAUGAAAUGGCAAUUUUCUUGUCCAAAGAAAAUGAUGAAUUGAAGAUGAAGCUCAAGGUCUUGAUUGAUGAUAACAAUAAACUGAUUGACCUGUAUGAAAAGGCAGUUGCAGAAAACCGUACAAAGAGCUCUGAUGGUUCUGAAAUCCCUUGGCAAGAUACCACAGAAGAUCACAGUGAUAACACUGCUAAAGUAGAUGAGACCAGGGGAGUGGAGAUAGAGGCAGAGUUUGAAAAGCUAAAAUGUCAACUUACAGAAAUGCAUGAAGAAAAUGAUAAGCUUUUGAGUCUAUACGAGAAUGCAAUGCUAGAGAGAGAUGACCUGAAAAAAGUAAUUGCUUCUGGCCAGGUGAAGCAUGCAGAUGAUGAAGGAGAUAAUAGCUUUCCAGAAAAGCUUGUUGAAGUCGAUAAAGGUCAACGUCUUAGUUUUGGUGCAGCUUCAGGUUUUCUUGAGAAUGUACACGAGCUAAAGGAAGUGGAGUCCAAUGAGCUAAAUGCAGAUAGUGUAAAUGCGGACAUUGAUGUAGAAUCGUGCUUAUAUGAAGUGCAAGUGCAAGAUGAGCAUAACCUAUGUUUCAUAGACUCACCACUGCACGAAUCAAAUGAAGCAAAUACAGUGUCAUUCGAAGAAGUCAGGAAGAAUUAUGUUGUAGAACCAAUUGAGCAGGACGAAAUGGAAAUAGAUGAGCCAAGAAAACUUGAAGAACAAGAAGAAAGUUGUAUGUUGGGAUUUGAAGAAUCAAAUUGCAUGAGCCCAGGGAAUCCAACUGCUGGAAUCCAACCUAAUACAUUCCCAAUGCAUGUGUGUGAAGAUCUGAGGUCAAUAGGUAUGAUGCUUGCAGAAUCACGAGAAAAGCUUUCAUACUCUGCUGAAGCAGUAAGAAUUUUUGGCUCAUUUGAGAGAGCAAUGAUUGAAGUUGAUACUCUUGCAACACAGAUUGGGAAACUGGAAUGCAGUAAACAGGCUAAACAACAGGAGUGUCAACACCUACAAGCACUCUCAUCAAAGCUGCAUGAGAGAGAAGAACUGGCUCACAAGAAAUUGCUGGCCUUGAAGCACUCUUUGACGAACUUCUCUUCUUCACUGAGUUACUUUGAACAGCGCGAGGCUAUGGCACGUUCAAGACUGGAGGUUUCUACACAACAUCUUAGUCGAAGAAAAGAGGAGUUAGCCAGCCUUCAGACAUCCAGGCGGGAACUAGUAAAUGCCCUUUCAAAUAUGAAACAAACUGAGAAUGAACUGAGAAGCAUCAGAGAAAACUUGAAACAGAAAGUGGAUGAGGAAAAUCAGAAACUGGAAAGUGAGAGAGUUCUCUUUGCAAUAGAUAAUGUUGAGAAACCAGCAAAUGACCUCUCUAACAGAAAUUGGCAAGUGACAGGCAAAGCCACUGCUUUGCUCAAAUCUGAGGAAGAGAAGAAGAAUCUGCAAAAUCAAAUGAAACUCAACAGAGAAAAGCUGAGCGAUGUAAGGAAGGAAUGUGAGGCUAUGAACUGCAAGCUGGCCAAGGUGGAGAGUGAAAUACAGAUGCUUGAAGCUGAAGUGCAGAAAGAAAAGCUCGUUGUUGAUGAAAUGAACCUCAAACUUCAAAACUCUCUUCGGGAGAAAGAAAUGCUUGUGGAGGUUAAAGAAAGUGGUAAACAUGAACUUGAAAGCAUAGUAGCCGAGUACCAUCAGAGUGUUUUCGAAGCAGAACUGAGAGAAGAAGAGAUCAAAAUCGUGCACGAGGAGCUGUUGAGAGAAGCAAGAGAAGCAGAAGGUUUGCAGAUGGCAAAAGACGAAGUAACACGAAGAAAGACAGAACUGGUUGAAGCCAUGUCGCGCGACACAUGCUUAGUGUCGGAUAAUGUGGAGGCAGCUCUUGAUAGUUUACAAACAUCAGUUGUAGAGUUGAACUCUUUGCUUCAACAUCUGUGUUAAUGAACUUCCUUUUCAAUCUAUAUGAAUUUGGCUUGUCUGGAAAUGUCAUUGAUCAGUGAAAUUUCUAACUUUGUUGGACAA
Molecule: messenger RNA, 4441 nt
Organism: Salvia hispanica
Lineage: Eukaryota; Viridiplantae; Streptophyta; Magnoliopsida; Lamiales; Lamiaceae
Product: P-loop containing nucleoside triphosphate hydrolases superfamily protein
Biological process (GO): microtubule-based movement
Molecular function (GO): ATP binding; microtubule binding; microtubule motor activity
Source: RefSeq, a predicted model, not a curated record